Messenger RNA from [Torrubiella] hemipterigena, 3315 nucleotides. Lineage: Eukaryota; Fungi; Ascomycota; Sordariomycetes; Hypocreales; Clavicipitaceae. The record is from the annotation of a GenBank genome assembly.
AUGUACUUACAACCAGACGCGGGGUCGCAAGAACGGCUACGCGAGCUUACAAAUACCUUACGCAAGGCCUUUAACAGGCCCAUAGACGCUAUAUUUCAGUCACAUAUGACCAUUGCUCAAAGCGAGGACACCGAAUCUGACUCGCAUAAGUUUCUCUUCAAUAAAGUGGCCCUCAUGGCGCCGCUCUCGUGGACUUCAUGUACUCUGGCAGUAAUGGUUAGAGACGCACAACCCGAAGCGGAUGGCACAAAGCGAAUGAGGGCCUACAAAUCAAUUGACCUGUCAAAUGGCCAAGUAUCCCUAUUAAAUUUGGCGCUGGACCCCAUUCUUUACGCUCCAAAGGGGGAUCAGCUCGCGCCAUACACACCACUCGCUCAACCGUCGUACCGUUUUGACACAUCUCUGAACAAAUGGACCCUAUCAAAUACUGAAAAUGCUCUAUCCAAAUCGGAAAGUAUCGACCAUCUUAUUAUCGCCUCUUACAACGUCUUGGCCGAAUUCCAAUGGCCUCCAAACUGCUCACGAUACGGUUCUCUGGUGCAAAAUAUUCUUUCAAAACGAGGUACUGCUGAUAUCUUAGUGCUUCAAGAGGUAUCUGACAGUUUCCUUCCCCAUUUGCUCAACAACACUGAAAUUCAAUCUCGUUACCCAUAUUCUUCCAAUGCACCAGCAGCCGACGGUGUUGGACCACUACCCAGUCUUGUUAAUAUUGUCAUUCUCAGCCGUUUCCCAUUGUCUUGGGAGUACCUCCCUCUUUCCAAAAAGCAUAAGAGUGUCUCUGUUGCUACAUUCCCAACAGUUUUGCUCCGCACACCACAGGGGGAAGAGCGCCAACUUGUUGUGGUUGGUUGUCAUUUGAGCCAAGGUCUAACAGAUGGUGCUGUUACGACGAAGAAGCUUGAACUGCUACGGAUCCUCAAUUACCUGAGAGAAUUCCACACUCAAGAUCCAUGCGUCAUUGCAGGCGACUUCAAUAUCACAACAUCAUCUUAUGCGAUUGAACAAGCAAUCCGUCGAGAUGUUCUCUCUAAGAAUGGCGAGCAAUGCCUCCAAAGCAUAGAACAGCUUUUCUCUACCUACGGAUUUCGGGAUGCAUGGUUAGGUACACGUUUGGAGACAGGCGAAUCAUCCACUGGCGCUUCUUCAGGAAAGCUCAUUACCGAACUGUUUGAGGGUGAACAAGGUGCAACCUUUGAUCCAAUGACAAAUAGCCAAGCUUCGAAAAUGGUUGGCAGCGGCUUUAACGUUCGCCCUCAACGCUAUGAUCGCAUCUUUUCGAAUAACUGGUUCCCAUUUAGACCAGCCGGGUUUAACAUAUUUGGUCAAGAUGCCGCCAUGAUAGGAGAAGGAAUGUCAGCUGAGGUUGCUAGUGACCACUGGGGAAUCCGUUGUCUCUUCAAAAGCACUGACAUUGAUACCACCCCUCAGUCAAACUUACUGAAACCAGUUACCCUAUCGAAAGCACCUACGUCUCUUGGAGAUAUGGAAGAGAUUAAGAACACGCUACAUGCAGGAGGCUUCAUACCAUCAAGUGAAGAUCGAAUCAAAAGAGAAGAAGCUAUCGCUUUACUUCAAAAGGUUCUUCUUCAAAACGAAACGGCAUCUCCUCCACACGACGCUCAUCACAGCUUGCAACUUGUUUUGAUCCCAGUGGGGUCGUUUGGAUUGGGAGUUUGGAUGGCCGAAUCUGAUGUCGAUUGUCUUUGUGUUGGAAAUAUUAGCUCUAAGCUCUUCUUCACUAUGGCAACUCAACGCCUUCGCAAAUCAAGCGAUAGUGGAAUUACACUCCUCCGCCGGGUCAAAGCUAAUUCAGGUACUAUGCUCGAACUUGACAUUUUGGGAGUCAAGUUUGAUCUUCAAUAUUGCGCUGCGUCUUCAGUUGUUGAAAACUAUCCCAGUAUCAUGAAUUAUCCAACCUCGCACCCGAGCUUUUCCUUACCGGUUCAGACCUUGGCAAAGCUGAAACCUGCACGAGAUAUGUUUUAUAUUCAACGCUCCGUGCCCGACCUCGCCCAAUUUCGAGUUGCAUUCCUGUUUAUAAAGGCAUGGGCAAUCACUCAUGGACUAUACGGAGCCAAGUUUGGCUUACUCGGAGGCAUUCAUCUCGCCGUUCUCCUUGUACCGAUUUGCAAGGAGCUGGCCCAGUCCACUACCCAUUUUUCGACAGCAGACAUUGUGACUACCUUCUUCGACCAUUAUGAUUCGUUUGAUUGGGCCAAACAACUGGUUUACGACGGAUUCUUUCAUAAAGAUCUCAAGUAUCAUCGUAUCUCACGUGAGCCGAUUUGCCUACUCGGAUGGCAUGCACCGGCUCUCAAUACUACGAUGGCGUUCUCACAACCCACUGUGAAGACCAUUGCGACCGAGAUCUCAAAGACAAGAGCGCUGUUAUCAAUAGGUGAUGCAAGUUGGUUUAAGAUACUAGACUUGGACCUGGAACAUUCAAUUGAGACUCAAGAGAGUGGUCUCAAUAGCUUCCUCGCGUCUCAUCGACGAUUUUUGAAGAUUGACGCCAGAUACUGGGGGGCUUCACCCUCCAGAGGACGCAAAUUCUUCGGCUGGCUUGAAUCCAGAUGCGUGUCUUUGCUUGUCGAUCUAAAUAGAAAGGCCCCGGACGUAGUGCCACGGAUUUGGCCAGCUCGCUUCAGAGAUGGCGCCGAAGGCGACGUUCCUAACACUACGGAAUGCAACGCAUACUAUCUCAUUGGUCUUUCUUUAGCAGAUGCAGUGGAUCUUGGCAAAACUAAAGACGACACGCGGAAAGUUGAAGCCUCGGUUACAACGGCAAUGCAGGAUUUCGAGUCUCGUAUGAGGAAUGACGACAAAUACUACGACAAAGAAAAUUGCUGGAUGGCAACAUCGAUCGUUAAGUCAUCCCAAAUCGGCAGCAUUGUGGUUGAUACCACUAGCGUUAUCGGAGGUGAUAAUAGUGACAGUGAUGUCUCUGACGAUGAGGAGGAGGCCAAUGAUGAGGAAUAUGAAGAAGCUAUGCUAGCACAUUUGAAGAAAGGAAAAACUAUACCUUCUAUCGUUCCGAAACCAGAAGGUAUGGGCAAAUUCCGCUCAGCUGCUGAUGUCCUCAAUCGCAUUCGCUGGGACAUGACCAUCGACCAGGCUGACUACAUUGUCGGAUUUGAGGAUCGAUUCGUUGGAGCCCAAGAGAAGGCUUUAACACAAUGGAAAACAGAGCAAACAGACGAAGAAUUCAUCCCCCAGCAUAGAAUUCUCUACUUCAAACAGAAGAGCACAUCGGAGAUUAUGUGGGAACGCAGAACCCGCAUUGACAAGAUCUUCGGUAGCGGUAUUCCGUCAUAG